UCAAUCCAAUAAAGUAUGCUCUGCUGUUCUCGGACGUGCGACUGCGACACGUGUGCAGGACAGGAAGCUGGGCUGCUGCCGCCUGCUCCUGCUUCUUUCUCCGUCCGCUCGACCGUCUCCCGGGGAGUCCUGCGCGGCGCCGCAGUAGACCGAGCCCCCUGCUGCUCCCGUUUUCAAGACCCACUGGACGCGCAUCUGACCAGCUGCACGUCUGAACGGCGGCUCGGAAAAAGCGAAACAGACUCUGCAAAGCCUCCAAGUGAUCUGCAGGAGCCAGAAGAGUCCCAGGGGAUGCAGACGUCCCAGGGGAACCCGCUUGUGCUUCCCCACACCCUCCCAGAGCUGUUGAGCAAGGACACGGUGCAAGUGGAGCUGAUUCCUGAGAAAAAGGGCCUCUUCCUGAAACAUGUGGAAUAUGAAGUUUCCAGUAAGCGUUUCAGGUGCUCAGUGUACAGGAGGUACAAUGACUUUGUGGUCUUCCAUGAGAUGCUUCUUCAGAAGUUCCCCUACCGUAUGGUUCCUGCUCUUCCCCCCAAAAGAAUGCUAGGAGCUGACCGAGAAUUUAUCGAGACGAGGCGGCGCGCCUUGAAGCGCUUCAUUAACCUGGUGGCUCGGCACCCUCCGUUCUCAGAAGAUGUGCUUUUGAAGCUGUUCCUCUCCUUCAGUGGGUCGGAUGUGCAGAACAAGCUGAGGGAGUUGGUCCAGGGUGUGGGAGACGAAUUCAUGACUUGCAAGCUAGCAACUCAGGCCAAGGAUUUCCUGCCACCUGAUAUCCAGGUCCAGUUUGCUGCCAGCAGGGAGCUGAUCCGAAACAUCUACAACAGCUUUUACAAACUGCGGGAUCGAACGGAGAAGAUAGCCUCCCGAGCAAUUGACAAUGCCUCAGACCUCCUUUUGUUUGGGAAGGAACUAAGUGCUCUGGGCUCCGACACAACCCCACUCCCUUCCUGGGCUUCUUUGAACAAUAGUGCUUGGGGAAACCUCAAACAGGCCCUGAAAGGCCUUUCUGUCGAAUUUGCACUGCUGGCUGACAAAGCUGUUCAACAGGGUAAACAGGAAGAGAAUGAUGUGGUGGAGAAGCUGAACCUUUUCCUGGACUUGCUCCAGUCCUAUAAAGAUCUUUGCGAGAGGCACGAGAAGGGAGUUCUGCACAAGCACCAGAGAGCCUUGCAUAAAUAUAGCGCGAUGAAGAGGCAGAUGAUGAGUGCCACAGUGCAGAACAAAGAGCCAGAGUCGGUGGAGCAGCUGGAAUCCCGAAUAGUGGAGCAAGAGAACACUAUUCUGACUAUGGAACUGCGGAAUUACUUCUCUCUGUACUGUCUGCACCAAGAGACCCAACUGAUCCACAUUUACCUUCCUCUAACAUCUCACAUCUUGGGGGCUUUUGUCAAUUCACAGAUCCAGGGUCACAAGGAGAUGAGCAAAGUCUGGAAUGAACUGAAGCCAAAGCUGAGCUGCCUUUUCUCCGGAUCAAGGAACAUGUCAGCUCUACCCUUGUCCUCCCAGGAAGUCAACUUCUUUCCUAGUUAAUGCUUUUGGACUGUGGAAGGUGACAGGGAGCGAAAGGGAGGAGCUCAUUCUCCUGCGCAUACGAAUGUCAAGAAGUCUCCUCCCAUUGGCUAUAUUAGUCCAUGUUGUUUCCUUUUGCUGCUUUGAGCUGCUCCAUGAUAUGUGGGCUGCUAGGAAAUGUGCCAGUGCGUAGAGCGAGAAUGAGCAAGUUCAAACGGUUGUUAUCUCUGCUUAACCAGUUUUGGUUGUGCGCACAGCCCCUUUGUGCGACUGAUCAAACACAGCAGUGAAUCUUUCACUCACUUGUUUCCCAUUCAUCCAAACCAGGAAGUUGUGGUUAGCAGCUUUGGAAUAAGCCACAAUAGUAAACCAUGGUGUGCUGUUGGCUUAAUGUACUGGCCUGCUCUGAAGCUGUUGACCAGAUACUUCUUCAGACGUAUCUGAAGAAGUGUGCAUGCACAUGAAAGCUCAUACCAAUAACAAACUUAGUUGGUCUCUAAGGCAUAGCUGCCAAGUCUCCCGUAUUCCCCGGGAAACCCCCGUUUUUCCAGCUGUUCCGCGGCGGCCAUUUUGGAACUGGGCGGAGCAUGCUCAGAAGCAACUUUUGAUGCUGCUCUGCCCAGUUCCAAAAUGGCUGCAGUGCGACUUCCGGUCUGCUACUUCCGGUCCGAUCCCUUAUUUCUCAAACAGGAACUUGGCAGGUAUGCUCUAAGGUGCUACUGGAAGGAUAUUUUUUUUUAAAAAAAUGGUUUUGACUACGGCAGACCAACAUAGCUACCUACCUAUAUCUAGACCAUACCGUAGUUUGCCAAUUUGGGUGAAAUGGGAAAAUCAUAUUAAUGGAAGACUUCCUGACUUGCUCAAGUGGAACAACGAGGCUGUUUGUUCAGCCAAAAGGCUUAUUCAGAUCUUGGUAUUUAGCAGAGUUGAGAAUCAGUCUCUCACCUUUUAUAUUGUUUUUGAAGGACUCUGGGGUGACGAUGAAUUUCUUUGCUCCAAAAGCUUUGGUUUUAUUCUCUGCUAGGACCCUUCUGUUGCUGAUAUACUCUUCAAUUUGAUUAUUUUUGGACUUUAUUGAUUGGCUCUAGGGAAGCAACUCUUUUGCAAAGUAACUAUCCUCAAAGGAUUCUCGUGAAUUUUAUUUCAUUAUUAAGGGAGGGAUCAGCACUCAGUGGUCACAGCUCCCAGAUUCAAUGCUUGCCAUCUCCCAUUAGAAGGCUCAUGCAGCAGGUGAAGGUUGGCGAGGGUCCUUCUCUGCCUGAGGCUCUAGAGGGCCACUGUCUGCCAGACAAGACGGGACUGGGCUAGAUGGGCAAUAGUCUUCCUAUGUGCCUUACUUUAUAUGUUCCUGAGAAUGCAGGCGGCAAAGGUGAGGGUGAGCAGUGUCAUGGGCCAAAUCUGUCCCCAAGUGGGUUGCUACCCAAUCACCUGCCCAAAGACACAAAGGCUGUGUACACACUCCCAUUAACUCUGCAUCAAGUGUGCUCCUACAGCAUUUGGGAAGUAGUGAGCAUGUGAUGGCCAGAUCUAUGGCCAUCUGCCAUGGAUGCUUUGGUUGAGAUUCCUGCAUUGCAGGGGGUUGGACUAGAGGACCCUUGGGGUUCCCUUCCAACUCUACAAUUCUAUGAUCCAUUCAUUCCUUAUAGAGUACUGCAGUUUGAUGCAUUUCCCUCCAAACCGGCUUCAAUUUGAAUUGAGAAAAGGACAAUCGAGUUGCAUUUUCAGCCGGUAUCCUAUACACAGUCACAAUGUGCAGAAAGAGAGCUGUGCCUGUGGCAUUAGGGCAGGCAUCCCCAAACUUCGGCCCUCCAGAUGUUUUGGACUACAAUUCCAAUCAUCCCUGACCACUGGUCCUGUUAGCUAGGGAUCAUGGGAGUUGUAGGCCAAAACAUCUGGAGGGCCGCAGUUUGGGGAUGCCUGCAUUAGGGCACACCAGCAGUUCACGUUGCUUGUGGCAGUUGAUACCUUUGCCACCUUCCACUUCUUAAAAGUGGUUCUCCAGCAAAACCAACUGCUGGCCAGGGACCAAAGGGACAGUUGAAAUUACACAUUUUCUAUCAGAAAACUUCUUUUACAUACGCUUCUGUUUCAGCGUGGUGUGUUUUCAGUGAUGUACACAUGCAAGGAAGCUGUAUCCUUUUCUGGGUAUACAUCCUCUCCAAAAUAUAUCAAACACAAAGGGUGAAAACCAUGACAGGAAGAUGUAAUGUGGAAUAUCUACAUUAAAGGCCGUCUUUAGAAAGCCAUGCAGAAUAUCAGAAUAAUUUGUAUAUCAAAUACACACUUAUUUCCAAAUGGGGCUAAUGAAGUCAAAAAAGAAUUUAGCAUUCCACAAAGGAAUGAAGCACAGAUUUCAAAGUUGUUAAACUGAGAUAGUAUCAAAUACUACUCAACCAAGUAUAAUGCCUUAAGGAUGAAUUAAAGAGAAAAUAAACAAUUGAAUUGAGCAAGCAAAUAUAUUAACUUCACACACUUUAGUGUUUGCUAUUUUACUGUCUGGGAGAUUUUUAGAGAUAUCAUAGAUAAAUACAUUUUAAUAUAUUCUGAACUGCUUUCUGAUAUGGUCUAUUAAUUCAGAUAUCUUGCGGUUUAUAUUUUUUGCUGGUAUGCAUUUCAUAUAUUUUAUCUGUUUGGUUGUGUUUUGUCUUCCACAUUUUUGGUGCUUAAAAAAAAAUCUCUACAUAUGCACACUGCAGUAUGGAAGUAUGCAGCCAUCAGCCGUUUUUCAGAAGCAUGACAUGGGGAUCACACUGGAAGCAGCCACAUUAUUUCCAGCUUCAAAAGGCGUGUGAAGCGUUUGCCUUCACUCUUACCUUUAGAAUCGCAAGAUAUGUGUGUGUUGAGGAGGAGAAUGUAAUGGUUGUCCCUUGCUGUCAAAUACAUUGGCAGGAGGCUGUAUCCUUAUCAAUAGAACCCAGUACAGAAUGCAAUGAAAGCCCCUCUAUUCGAAUUUCUGACCCAGCUCUCCUUCCACUUGAUGUAAUGGCGUCUAGUUUCAAUUACUGGGAAAGAUGGAUCUUAACUUUGACAUUGAAAGGGACCUCCUCCUCUCCAGGGUCAGGCUCUGGAAAAACAACGCCCCGCCCCCCCAAAUUUGCAGCAGGAAUGGUGUCUAUGAUGUCACCAGGAUAACUUCCCCUUAACUUCCCACAGUGCUUAGCAGGUGAGGGAAGGCAAAGGAUAAACAUGUAGCCAGGUUAAUGGUAUUGUGCUGUGGUUUUUUUUUUUAAAUUACGAGACUAAAAAGCAGGCUGCCCCACUGUAGCAUUUGGGAGGAGGGGGAGGGAUUGAACUAGUGGGUGAAACAUGGUUGGAUUGGCUGGUCUGUAAUCUUGCAAAUUGUAGAACCAGAUUCAUACUGCGGGUGGACAUUCUGUUGUGACUUUUUGUGAUAGAUCUGCCUUCGUUGAGGGAUGUGUGUGUUUGAGAGAUAAAAUAUAUAAAAGGAGGGAGGUCCUGGCUCCCUCUCCACAGGCUUCUUUGCGUUCUUGGGACCAUAUUUUAAAACAAAUCUACAUGUGCCUUAACAGUACACCUGCCUCAAUGUAAAUAUAGGUCUGUUAGUUUUUGAAGCACGUUUUGCCUUUUGUGGCUGGAGGGAUUAGGAGCCUUUUCUCCAGACUUCCCUCCUUUCCUUGCCCCCCCCCAGGGGAAACCUCCUAGUUUCUCCUCUUUUAAAUAGCUAUCAGAAGCUGCAGGCCCCUCCCCGAUUCAGGGAAUAGCUCUGACCAGCACAAGGACCUCAUC
This is a messenger RNA of Zootoca vivipara (common lizard), 5256 nucleotides long. It is a transcript of the gene SNX8, whose product is annotated as sorting nexin 8. NCBI's taxonomy places the organism in Eukaryota, Metazoa, Chordata, Lepidosauria, Squamata, Lacertidae. Gene Ontology annotation, molecular function: phosphatidylinositol binding. The record is from RefSeq and is a predicted model, not a curated record. Gene Ontology annotation, biological process: intracellular protein transport; early endosome to Golgi transport. Gene Ontology annotation, cellular component: early endosome membrane.